UUAAGGCGAGCUGAUAGAUAUAGAUUACCUGUUGGCUCAGUCCAAUUACAGGAAUGAUCCGGAUUUGGGGGGAGAUCCGGAUCUUCCUGACGGCGUCCAGCUGGAGGAGGAGGAGAAGGUGGAGGACGAGGGUGAGGACGAGGGGGAGGACGAGGACGAGGAAGAGGAGAGCCACGCACUCAAUGAGGGCUUUGGGGAGGAGCUGCUCUUCAGUGUCGAGUCUCUCCUCUCCUCUGAAAGAGAGGCCCAACCAGGCCAGCGGGACCCUGACCCUGACCAUGGAGAGCCAGGCUCUGCUGACAGGAGCUGGCCGGGGCCUGAAGGAGCUGAGGAGGGGUACCAACGUGUGGUAGCGCUGGCCGACAGCCUGGUGGAGCUGCGCCACCACGCGUUUGUCCCCCACGCCAUGGGACAGGAGGUUGUGGCCCUGUGGGACAGGAUUCCUGCACGGGACAAGGACAGCCUGGACUUCCCCGCUCGGUACAGGGAUGACGUAUCGAAGGGAAGGUACAGGAAAACGAGCACCUGUGUUGAAGUCAACACCCUGAUGCGGGCUGCGUACAGGCACAGCGGCACCCCCGGCCAGAAUCCCUGCAUCAGCAGGGUGGUGGAGGCCAUCUGCAUCAGGCUGUGCAGGGAACAUCCGGAAGGCCGAACCGUCUGUGGAAGGAAGUACAAUCGUUGGACAGCCAUCCUGACUGAUUACAGUUUGAUCAGGGAAAAUAUAAUCACCAGUAAUGUAAUAAUGUCCAAAACGAGGCUUCAGCUCUUCACCAUAAACCUGAGGACCCUGACUCAGUGGUACAGUCAAAGAGGGAAGGCCAUGGAGCUGAGGAUGCUGCAGCAGGCCAUUCCCUCCGCCAUUGUGCCCAUGGUGGCCUCAACCCCGUUGCCCCAGGCCAGGCAGCUGCUGGAGGCUCCGCAGAAGCCUGCCGACCCCCUUGCCUCCAGCAGCAGCAGUCAGCCACCACCUCCACCCUUUAUUCAACCCCAAUCCCCAGGUGUGUCUGCUCUAAGACUGCUUCCCCUUGUUUAUUUCAUCUGGGCACCACCCCCCUCACCCCAGCCUGUUUCUGCCCAGCUACAACACACACCUCUGCCCCAACACACACCUCCACCUGCAGCCCAAAACUUCCGCUUUAUAAUGCCCGCCCCUCUGCCCACUCCCUCAUCCCAGCCUGCAUCUCUUCCUGUCUCCAUUCCUCCCUCCACAGCCAGGAGACAGAGAAAGAUGGAGAGGGAGAGGAGCGAGGCUGAGAAGCAGCAGCCCCUGGGGCCUCCUCCCAAGCAGAGGGCCACUUUCUCUGCGGCCUCCCCCGGACCGUUCAGUACGGCCACCGCCGCAGAGGGGACAAGACCUUGA
Molecule: messenger RNA, 1363 nt
Organism: Sander lucioperca (pikeperch)
Lineage: Eukaryota; Metazoa; Chordata; Actinopteri; Perciformes; Percidae
Product: lysine-rich arabinogalactan protein 19-like
Exons: 5
Coding region: 407-1363 (318 amino acids)
Source: RefSeq, a predicted model, not a curated record